AGUUGGAUGCAGUCUAUGAUAUUUGCCAUUGAUGAAAUUAACCAGAACCACAAUUUGCUUCCUAACAUCUCCCUGGGGUACCAUAUUUUCGAUAGCUGUGUCCACUUAUCUGAGGUUCUUUCUGGAACCUGGCAGACCCUUUCUGGAGAAGACCAUAGUGUUCCCAACUACCAGUGUCAGCCCCGCGUGCCUCUUGCCGUCAUCGGGGAUGCCUUCUCCACAACGUCUAUGGCAAUGGCCACUCUACUGGGUGUAUAUAAAUAUCCUCAGGUAAGCUACACCGCUUCUGCCCCCUCGCUCAGCAAUCGCUUCCUCUACCCUUCAUUCUUCCGCACCAUCCCCAGCGAUAACACACAAGCUCUUGCCUUGGCCAAGUUGGUGUCAUUCAUGGGAUGGAACUGGGUUGGCUUGCUGUCUCUUGAUGAUGAUUAUGGAAUUUUGGGGUCUCAAAUUCUGAAAGAAGAACUCCAGAAAUUAGGAGUAUGUCUGGCUUAUCACGAGGUGUUCGGAAAAGGAACGUCUCCCGAAAAGAUGAAGUCCAUUGUAGAUAUAGUUAGACAAUCUACUGCUAAGGUGGUCAUCAUCUUCUCUCGGGAUCCCUUUAUAAACAUGCUGUUAGAGCUGUUGGAGAAUAAGGACCCCGGGAAGAUUUGGGUGGCCUGUAAUGGGUGGUCAAACUCCCCAAUCGCUUCUGUGACCCAGUUUAGCCGUACAAUGAUGGGAACCCUGGGCUUUUCAUUGCAUGAAGCAGAAAUAACCGGAUUCAAGGACUUUUUACUUUCCAUUCGCCCAUCGACUACCCUCCCAAACGAUAUCUUCGUACAGACGUUCUGGGAAAUUGUACACAGUUGCCGUUGGAACGAUGCACAGAAUGGGAGUGUGCUGUGCACAGGGGAGGAAAAACUGGAAAGAUUCACCGGCAAAGAUUAUGAAUUCGAUGAGUUUGACUUCAGGUCCCACUAUACGAUAUACAAUGCAGUGUACGCGGUGGCCUAUGCCCUCCAUGCGUACUUGAGUGCAUGUGGUAAAAAAUGUAGAGAUUUCCGAACCAUUAAACCAUGGCGGGUUCUUCAUUACCUGAAAGAUGUCCAUUUUGAAAACAAGAUGGGUGAUGAGAUAUACUUUGACCAGAACGGAGACCCGCCAACUGACUACGAUCUUGUGAACUGGCGCCGGACUUCUGACGGUUCUAUUAAGUUUGUGAAGGUCGGUAGAUACAACAUGCGAGAAACGGAAGCAAAUGAGUUAAGCAUCAAUAUCUCAGCCAUCCAGUGGAUUACAGGAGACGAGGAGAUCCCUCGUUCCAUGUGCAGCGAAAGCUGUUCUCCCGGAUUUCGGAAAGCUCCUCAAAAGGGUCGACCUUCUUGCUGCUUUGACUGCAUCCCGUGUUCAGAAGGAGAAAUAUCCAACCAGACAGAUUCGAGAAACUGUUUUGCUUGCUCUGCUGAGACAUGGCCCAAUGAGAACAAAACAAGGUGCGCCCCGAAGCUUAUAGAGUACCUCUCAUUUUGGGAACCAUUGGGAAUGGCCCUCUUUUUGGCUGUAAUCUUUGCAUCGUUGUCAACCGUAACAAUCUUGUGCGUCUUCUACAAGAACAAAGACACAGCCAUUGUGAAAGCCAACAAUCGAGAUCUUACCUAUGUCCUCCUAAGUUCCUUGAGUCUGAGUUUCCUCUGUCCUCUGCUGUUUAUUGGGGAACCUCAUAGAUUAACUUGCAUUUUCCGCCAAGUGGCUUUUGGGGUCAUCUUUGUCCUCAGUGUUUCGUCCGUCUUGGCCAAGACCAUCAUGGUUGUCGUUGCUUUCAGCGCUACCAAACCUGGUAGCAACAUGAGGAUGUGGCUGGGACCCAGAGUCCCAGCAUCAACUGUGUCCAUCUGUACCCUUCUUCAGAUCUUCAUCUGUAGCUACUGGGUACUCACAUGUCCUCCUUUCCCCGAGAGAAACAUGAAUAUCAAGGUAGGAGUGAUAAUACUCCAGUGUAAUGAAUGCUCGGACACUUUGCUGUGGUGCAUGUUGGGUUACAUGGCGUUCUUAGCCUGUGUCAGCUUCAUGGUCGCUUUUCUGGCCAGGAAAUUACCGGACAGCUUCAACGAAGCCAAAUGGAUCACAUUCUCCAUGCUGAUCUUCCUGAGUGUUUGGAUCUCCUUUAUCCCGGCCUACCUAAGCACUCAGGGCAAGUACAUGGUGGCCGUAGAGAUAUUUGGAAUCACAUCUUCCGGCGCUGGAGUCCUAAGUUGCAUUUUCCUCCCCAAAACAUACAUAAUAUUAUUUAGACCCGACCUCAACACUCGUGAGAACCUUCUUGGAAAAGGGUCAACUAUGAGAACAAACAUGUAACUUCCGUCAUCGUGAAGAAGAUAUUUUCAUAUAUUACAUACAGAG
Spea bombifrons (plains spadefoot toad) is the source of this 2382-nucleotide messenger RNA. RefSeq names its product extracellular calcium-sensing receptor-like. Bases 7 to 2337 code for a protein of 776 amino acids. NCBI's taxonomy places the organism in Eukaryota, Metazoa, Chordata, Amphibia, Anura, Pelobatidae. Gene Ontology annotation, cellular component: membrane. Gene Ontology annotation, molecular function: G protein-coupled receptor activity. Gene Ontology annotation, biological process: G protein-coupled receptor signaling pathway. The transcript has 5 exons. The record is from RefSeq and is a predicted model, not a curated record.